Messenger RNA from Danaus chrysippus (African queen), 258 nucleotides. The record is from the annotation of a GenBank genome assembly. Lineage: Eukaryota; Metazoa; Arthropoda; Insecta; Lepidoptera; Nymphalidae.
AUGAUUGCACCAACACUAGAUACAGCUAUAGAUGUUCUACAGGUGCUGACCACGUGGGCGACCAGGGCUGCUCACAUACCCUCAAAUAUAAAACAUAUAUUAUACACGCAAGCGUUGUCUGUGAGGAAUUCUUUUGAGAGGAGACAAUUGAAGGAGGCUGAGGCGAGCUCCGUCCUCACAAUGGAGUAUCGUGUGUCGGCCACCUGCGAGAUGGAGACAGCUUUCAACAAGCUGGUCGCUGCACAGGAAUUAAUAUGA